Messenger RNA from Effrenium voratum, 2342 nucleotides. Lineage: Eukaryota; Dinophyceae; Suessiales; Symbiodiniaceae. The record is from the annotation of a GenBank genome assembly.
GUGUCGCGCUUUCUGUGCUCGGCAUGGAGCCGGUGAAUCGCCUUCCGCGGCCAGAGGACCCGGCGGCGCUGGAGCGCCUUGCGGAGGCCCAGAGCCUGCUCUGCGCGCGCGCGGUCAGCGAGGAGGACUGCCUUCAAGCGGUGGAGCUGCUUCGGGAGCUGGCGCGACCCCAGGAGGAGCAGGGCUUCGGCUUCAGCCCCGCGCUGCUGACCUUGGGCUCCCUCUUUGAGUCGGGUUUCGCGCCGGCCAUCGACCAGGACGCCAAGGAAGCGGCCAGGUGCUACUUGGCCUUGCUGGAGGCUCAGCUCCAAUCAAAGACCUUGGGUGAUGACCUGUUAGAGGAGGCAGCGACGCAUCUCUCCAGCGUGGUGAAAGACAAGGACUGCGCUCUGCAAGAAGAGGAGAUCCAGCGCCUGGAAUUCCUGGCCGACUCUGAGACUUGCGCCAAGGCCGCCCAGGGCUGGCUGCGCUUCGGAGCCGCGGAGGCGCGGCGGCGCUUUGUGGAGGCCCAGGAGGACCCGGAGGCCCGGGAGCGGCGGCUGGAGCGGGAGGCCGCCAAGGCUGCGGCGCGGCAGCGGCUGAAGGAGGAGAGGCAGCAGCGGGUGCAGCAGGCGCUUCAGGAAGCCGAGGAGCUCAGGCUGCAGGGCAACGACCUCUGCCGUCAGGGCCAGCUGCCAGGCAACGCCGCACGGAGGCAGCUUCUGCUGCAGGCUGUGUCGCUGUACGACCAGGCGGUGGAAGUCCUAAGCAGGUGCCUCAGCUCAUGGGGUGAUGAGCCGGAGCUGCGGCGCCAGCGCGCACUGUUGCGCUCCAACUCUGCGCAGGUGGAGCUCUCCUUGGAGCGCUGGACAGAGGCGGCGCAGCUAGCAAACCUGUCGCUGGAGGACGAUCCGGAUUCGGUGAAGACGCUCUACCGCCUGGCCAAGGCCCAGCAGUGCUGUGGCGACUGGGAGGAGGCGGCGCGGGCGGCAGACCGGGGACUGCUGGCGCUGAAAGGCACCAGCGCGGAGCGGGAGGCCUUUACCGUGGAGCUCUGGAAGUUGGCGGAGCAAAUCUCCGCGGAGCUGCCCACCUGGAAGUGGUCUGCCUUGAAGCCAGAGAAGAGGGCGGUGGACGACUUCGAGAAGCGGAUCGUGGGGUGGUGGACGUACCCUGGCAGCACCUUCGAGGUGCGUUUGGAGCGCUGGGGCGCCCUGGUCUUCCACGAGGACACCGUGAAGAUCGAGCUUAUGCAGAAGAGCAAGCUGCGGUGGCGCGGCGAGGUGGAGCUCAUCUCCGGGAUGGUGCUGAACCUGUCCUUCGAGCCCGGCAGCGACGUGCUGAUCCUGGAGUUCAUCCCCCCACCAGACAUGCCGGAGAGCGAUCAAUGGAGCGGGCCCAAGCGCUUCACGGCCACGCGCAUGGUAGCGCCAAAGAAGGCCGAGGACGCGGCCAAAGCGGAGGUCAAGGAUGACACCGAGGACAGAAUCGAAGCAGCUGAUCGCCCCGAGCCAGCGCUGGAGCCCCCCGAGCCGGCGCCGGAGCCGGCCCCCGAGGAGAAGGAGGACGAUUUGGAAGCUGUCAUGGCGGCAGCACCCAAGGAGGUCUUCCUCUCCGGCUACCCUCUGGUGGCGGGUCGGUACGCACUGCAGGAAAGGCCGCAGAACGGCCGCCCCGUGUACCGGCGAGCAGAUUGCGCAGAAGAUCUUUAUCUGUGGUUCAGAGGGGGCAACUGGGGCGUCACCGAGUCCCUGCGCAGCUCCGCGCUGGCGGCGCCAUUUUUGGCGCGCUGCGCGGAGAGCCGAGCCGCGGCGAAGGGUCCGCCGCUGAGGCGGCGCUCCGUGUGGUACGUGCGCGCCGGGCGGAACAAGGAGGAGCCAGCUCCAGAAUUGUUUCUGUCUGCGUGCCCUUCUGACGGCUACGCUGAACUGGAGAAGCCCUGUGCUGGUGUGGAAGUGCCUGCGGAAGGCCCAGCGUCGACCGCGGCUUCGGCUCCGUCGUGGGUGGAGUCCGCGGACCUCACGGAGGCGGAGGGCGAGGUGCGGGUGGCUGUGGUCGUCAAGGCGGAGGUAUCGGUGAGCCUCGGAGACCUGGAGAUGGCAGCCUCCGACAGCAGCCUUCGCCUGGUGCUGCCGCCGCAGGCGCCUCUUCUGCUGCCGCUGCCUGCCGGCCUCGGGCCCCCGGUGGCGAAGUGGUCCUCCAAGAGCCGCACGCUGAAGGUGCGCCUGGCGCGCGCCUAGCGCAAGGCCAGCGCCCGAGGGCGCCUUGGGUGGCCGAGGCACAUGACUUUGGAUAUGCAUUGGCGACUUCGAGCAGCAGGGGGAUUGCUACAUUCGCUUGAGGGGUUGCGCAGACAUUGACAC